UGAGCCGGCCUCGGGCCGCCAGUACGGUGACGGCCACUCACAGAGCUACGGCACAUCCUGGAACAACCACUACCAGUCGCCCACCAAGGGCUCCAGCUAUGACAGUCGCUAUGACGCUCCCGAGAAGGGAGACUCCAACAGGUACAACGACGAGGGCCACCACCAAUACAACCACAAGGGCGGCGACUCAGACUCUGUCAGCUACCACUCGGAAACACCCUACGGUGGGGGCCACUACAGCGGCGGAACCUACCACAGCGGUGGGGGAAACUACCACGGAGACGGACGAAACAACUACCGAGGUGGCGACGAUCACUACGGUGGAGGCGGUGGCCGCUAUGAUGGUGGUGGAAACAACUACGACGAUGGUUACAACUACGGCGGCGGUGAUGGUUACGGAGGUAGUAGAAACCACGACGGUGGAAGGAACCACAACGAUGACAUAACCUCCUACACCACUGGUGAUAGCCACUACAAUGGCGGCGGUGACGGAAGAAACGACUACGACGGUGACGACCACGGGUAUGGCGGCGGUAGAAACCACUACGAGGGUGACGAAAACCACUACGGUGGUGGCGGGAACAACUACGGGUAUGGGGGAGACAGCCAUGGUGACGAUUACGGCCGUGGACACGGCGGAUACAGUGGACAUGAUGAGUACGGUCACGGUUCUCAUGAUGAGUACGGUCACGGUUCUGACGGCGGGUACGACCAUGGCGGGCACGGCGGGGGGUACGGCGGUCCCGGACGAGGCUCCAACGGCCACUCAGAGGAUCCCAUUGACGAGUACGCCGUGUACAGCCCGAAAAUGAGCGGCACGUACCGCCGAAGGAGCGACCCAGGACAGGGUGGUCACCACAGAGGCAGUCUCCGGCGGCCAGUGUCAGAGGGGAACACCUUCAGAUACGGUGUUGCAAAACCUCCCGGUGUUGAUAGAAAAGAUGACUUUGAGGACUUCUCGAGCGGUGGAAAGGCGUCGACUAUCGGUGAGGUCAGGAGAAACGAUAUCCAGGUCAGCCCCGGAUUCAAGCCUGGGGUGCUGGAGCACGGCUUCCUUCCCAUCCUUCCGCCAAAGCACCACAUCAGUCGUCGCAGCCUGUCAGACGAGGCUGCCAAAUCCGACUACCAGCCUUACUACAGCAACUACAAGGGUCGCCACGGCUACCGCAACUACAAGACCCAGCAGGACCCCUACCAGAGAUAUCUGCCCAGAGAAGACGAGAACGACCCUUACUUUAGGUAA
Amphibalanus amphitrite is the source of this 1243-nucleotide messenger RNA. RefSeq names its product glycine-rich cell wall structural protein 1.8-like. The transcript is spliced from 4 exons. The annotation marks the transcript as partial. The record is from RefSeq and is a predicted model, not a curated record. NCBI's taxonomy places the organism in Eukaryota, Metazoa, Arthropoda, Thecostraca, Balanomorpha, Balanidae.